GAGAGGAGCAUCAUCAUCAUCAUCCUCAUCAACAUCACCAUCGUCAUCCUGCCGCCGCUAUCAAGCUGCCACGAGCCAGCCCGCCUCGGAAGCGACACGUCGACACAAAUUGUUCCUCGCAAUAAUCUGCCUUUAAAAAAAAAAAAAUCAUAUUAACAAAUAAGCGCCAUCAUGUCAGCCGGAGGAGAUUUGGGGAACCCCCUGCGGAAAUUCAAACUCGUCUUUUUGGGAGAGCAGAGCGUGGGGAAAACGUCUCUCAUCACCAGAUUCAUGUAUGACAGUUUUGACAACACGUACCAGGCCACCAUUGGGAUUGACUUCCUAUCAAAAACCAUGUACCUGGAGGACAGAACAGUUAGGCUGCAGCUGUGGGACACAGCCGGACAGGAGCGCUUCCGGAGCCUCAUCCCGAGCUACAUACGAGACUCCACCGUGGCCGUGGUGGUCUACGACAUCACAAACGUCAACUCGUUCCAGCAGACGUGCAAGUGGAUCGACGACGUCAGGACCGAAAGAGGAAGUGAUGUCAUCAUCAUGCUGGUUGGCAAUAAGACGGACCUGGAGGAGAAGAGGCAAAUCACAAUUGAGGAGGGAGAGCAGAGAGCCAAAGAGCUGCAUGUCAUGUUCAUUGAGACCAGCGCCAAGACAGGCUGCAAUGUCAAACAGCUGUUUCGUCGUGUCGCAGCAGCUCUUCCCGGGAUGGAGAGCCUGGACGACGCCAAUCCUGAAGGCAUGAUUGACAUCAAGUUGGACAAACCGGCAGAGCCGAGCGUCCCCGAGGGCGGGUGCUCAUGCUAAUGCCGAGGUGUGAUUGGCCACAGCUCCCUCCACGCCAUAGGCUUGUUAUGUUGCGUAAACUAUUUCCUGGUUAGCCUACAGUUGACUCUUGACUCUAAUUGGAUAUACUAUAGGAUUUGUCUGGUUGGACCAAUCAAUCAUUCUCUCUCAAUCAGUUGAUAAGUUGUAAAAUAUUGUAUACUUUGUCAAUAUGUAAGUGACCCGAGGACAAAAAAAGAGAAAACAACUAUGCGGAAAUGAAAAGGAACACGAAAACAAUUUUGGAGGGGGGGAAGACUCCAACGGGAGACGACACCAGUUUCUUUUUCGCUGUUAUGUUUUGUAUUUUUUAUAUAUAAACAGGGAAAGCACCAAAAAUGAUGCCCAAGCAUAAAAGGAGAGUUUUAGGCAAGGGGCUACAUAGAGGGGUGUUGGUCGGCCAUUUCCCCCCCUAAAAUGGACGAACACGUCUAAAUGUCUGCAGCACGCAUGCACGUCGGUCUGAUUUAUUUUGAUUGACUUACUUUCAUUAUUUGAAAACCUGGCCUGACUGCUCUCAAGAAUGUUUUCUAGCACCUCUCUCUCUUUCUCUCGAUAGCAUUAUCACAUCUCACACAACUUCCUGUAGGCUCACAUAAUGGUAGCUGUGAAAACGUGGCACUCUCUAGCUCUCGCUGGAUUCAACUUUUAUAGAAACAAAUUGUACUGUGCAUUUAAAAAAAACAAUAGUAAUAAUACUAAUAAUACUGUACAAAAAAAAGACAUCUUCCUCUCUCACCCGUCCUCUCCGUCUCUCCUCGUAAUUCCUAAUCCUCCCCCUGCCCCUCCAUCCAGGAAAAACACAUAUAACGAUCCACUGUAAUGCACUGCACUGUAUAUAAUAAUGUAAUAUGUAUGUUGUGAACGUCCUCGCUGUACAAGUGGUCCUUGUUCACCAGUAUGAAUAAUGUAAUAAUGUUUCAUGAUUAAUAAAUGACAGAUUAAAGGGCGUCACUCUCCUAAAUCACAACAUUUACAAACAUGCUUUCCUGGGAUUAAAUCCACUUGUCUUUUCUUUUUCAUUUUUUCAUACAAUAUAGAGGGGACCUACACAUCCUUGUUAUAUGUACAGUCAAUGAAAUGCAGGAAAUAAGCAAAACUACAAAGGAAUGACUGAAAAGCAACAUUUCUUUAUUUAUCUUAUUUAUAAACCUUUUAUCCCAUUCAUGGUUGUGGAGGGACUGGAGCCCUAUCCAAAAGACAUUUUAUUGUCUAAAAUUUGUAUCAAAUUUAUUUCAUUUCAAAAGUUAUUUUAAAUAAAUUAAUCUAGUAUAUCUUUCCAAGACAUUUAAUUUUGUUUAAAUGUAUUUCGUUCAUGUAUAUAAAUUCAUAAUAUUCAUUCCUUCAUUUUUUAAUGCUUUGGGGUUGGGUGAGCUGGACCCUCAUC
Phycodurus eques (leafy seadragon) is the source of this 2203-nucleotide messenger RNA. It is a transcript of the gene rab6bb, whose product is annotated as RAB6B, member RAS oncogene family b. The transcript has 8 exons. The coding region runs from base 172 to 798 and encodes 208 amino acids. NCBI's taxonomy places the organism in Eukaryota, Metazoa, Chordata, Actinopteri, Syngnathiformes, Syngnathidae. Gene Ontology annotation, molecular function: GTP binding; GTPase activity. The record is from RefSeq and is a predicted model, not a curated record.